Molecule: messenger RNA, 393 nt
Organism: Hirsutella rhossiliensis
Lineage: Eukaryota; Fungi; Ascomycota; Sordariomycetes; Hypocreales; Ophiocordycipitaceae
Exons: 3
Coding region: 1-393 (130 amino acids)
Source: RefSeq, a predicted model, not a curated record
AUGGAAACCUCUUCGUUUGACCCGUGCCUUCUGAUCACGGCAAACAACAUCGCCGACAAGGACCUGUUUGGCAUCGCGGCCUUGCAAACGGAUGACACAUUCAUUGCCAAGCCAAAAGAGAUUCUCCAAGAAGGUUCCAUCUGCGACUUUAACGGCAGCCGCCUGACCAUACAAAAUGGCUGUGUCAUCGUCAGGCAGAAGGGCCAAGCCCAAAACCUCGAGGAGAUCAAUCUUCAGGCAUCAACCCAAGAGCCCGUUAAUACCGACUUCAAGGCUUUGAACAAGCGGAUUGAAUGGCAGAUCAACAAUCCCGACCGUGGCCUAUGUUACAUACCCAUCGAUCUCGAGCGCGAAGAUCUUUGUGUUCACCGAUGGAUCAUUCGCCAACAAUAA